AUGUCGCCGCGCGGGGGCGCUGCGGCUCCGCCGAGGGCCCAGCCUUUCCUCGCGGCGCCGGGGGACGCAGGCUGCGGGGGACCCUUGGGGCGGCGGCGACGCGGCGCUGUGACCCGGGUGAGUGCGGCCGCUGGGCGGGGUCGCCCCCCUCCGGGUCCUUCCCCGCGCGCCCGGGCCCCCCUCGCUCCAGGGCCGGAGAGCAGCGACUGGGCUGCACUCUCGGGGCCGCCAGCACUCGGUGCAGGGCGCGGGGCCCGCGAGGGGCAGGCCCGAGGCAGCCCCACCGGGGACCCAGUCCCGCCGCCGCCCGAUCCUCCCGCUUUCCCGAGGGCGCCGGCGUCGACCCGCCGGGACUCCGGGUCCCUCCCUGCAGCCGCCCAAGCGACGGGGCUGGCCGAGGAGGCCCCUGCGAAAGCGAGAGAAGCGCGGGGCUCUCCCACCGUCACCCUGGCCCUUCUCUGCUUGGAUGGUGUCUUCCUCUCCUCAGCUGAAAAUGACUUUGUCCACCGGAUUCAGGAGGAGCUGGACCGCUUCUUGCUUCAGAAGCAGCUGUCAAAGGUGCUUCUUUUCCCCCCACUCUCCAGUCGCCUCCGGUACUUGAUCCAUAGAACAGCAGAGAAUUUUGAUCUCUUGAGCAGCUUCUCUGUUGGGGAGGGCUGGAGGAGGAGGACGGUCGUCUGUCACUUGGACAUCAGGUUGCCCAGUUCAGAUGGCCUCUCUGGCCCCUGCCACCCUCCUGCCUCCCACCCUGGCAAGUACCGUGGUCCUCGGCGCAGCUCAAACCAGGGAACAGCCGCUGGUCCCCGGGGGGCGAGGGCCGGCCGCUGGCAUCGUGGACACAAGCCAGACCAGGUUUUGUAUGGGCCCCGGGUGUUGUGCAGGCAAGGAGAAGAGGCACCAACCCCGGCUCCCGGGUUCAAGGGAGAGGCUGUGGCUGGCGGGGUCCCAGAAGAGUCUGGAGAUGUUGACACUGGAGACCCUGACCCUGAUCAGGGACCCCCCAGAUCGAUGCCUCAGGCAACGGAGGACCUAAAGGGCUGGGGCCAAAGUUGUGAGAAUGAGCCACUGCGGGAGCCAGCGGGCACUGAGUCCCCAGGACCCGAGAGCCACUCAGGGGCGGGACACAGGUUGGAGAUGGCCCAGCAGCUUGUGUCCAGCCUGCAGCUGAACUUGGAAGAGGGGAAUGGGAGUCAGCUGAAGAAGGGCACAGCAGCAAAGGAGGAAGAAGAGGAAGAGGUGGAAGAGGCGGAGGAGGUGGAGCGUGGCGGCUGUUCUGAGGACGAUUACAAUGAGCUGCUGCAGGAGAUAACAGACAACCUGACUGAAAAGGAGAUUCAGGUAGAGAAGAUCCAUGUAGACACAUCCUCCUUUGUAGAGGAGCUGCCUGGCGAGAAGGACUUUGCCCACGUGGUGGAGAUCUAUGACUUUGAACCAGCACUCAAGACGGAGGACCUUCUGGCGGCAUUUUCUGAGUUCCAGGAGAAGGGUUUCAAGAUUCAGUGGGUGGAUGACACUCACGCACUCGGCAUCUUUCCCUGCCUGGAGUCAGCUGCAGAAGCCCUGACUAGAGAUUUCUCAGUGCUCAAGAUCCGGCCCCUCACACAAGGAACCAAGCAGUCAAAGCUCAAAGCCUUGCAGAAGCCAAAGCUCCUGCAUCUGGCGAAGGAGAGACCACAGACAAACACAGCGGUGGCCCGGAGGCUGGUGGCCCGGGCCCUGGGGCUCCAACACCGAAAGAAAGAGCGGCCUGGGGCGGAGAAGCUGCCAGGGCCCUGAGGUCCCCGGCAGGCCUGGCUCCCCACCCAAGGCCCUAGGCCUGGUGCCCCAACACAGAAAACCUGUACAGAUGCCAGAGCUGCCCUGUGCUGGGAGCUUCGCUGUGGAGUGUGGUGGGCUUUAGUUUGGUCUAGUUGGAGAGGUUGAGAAAAAAUAAAACUUGUUAUAAUGUGAA
Messenger RNA from Choloepus didactylus (southern two-toed sloth), 1951 nucleotides. It is a transcript of the gene R3HCC1, whose product is annotated as R3H domain and coiled-coil containing 1. Gene Ontology annotation, molecular function: nucleic acid binding. Lineage: Eukaryota; Metazoa; Chordata; Mammalia; Pilosa; Megalonychidae. The coding region runs from base 1 to 1776 and encodes 591 amino acids. The transcript has 9 exons. The record is from RefSeq and is a predicted model, not a curated record.